Messenger RNA from Opisthorchis viverrini, 1941 nucleotides. RefSeq lists its product as hypothetical. Bases 1 to 1941 code for a protein of 646 amino acids. The record is from RefSeq and is a predicted model, not a curated record. The transcript has 10 exons. Lineage: Eukaryota; Metazoa; Platyhelminthes; Trematoda; Opisthorchiida; Opisthorchiidae.
AUGACUGCUGGUUUCCCAUCAGAUUACAUGCAUAUGCGGAAAUUCCUCAUCUUACUCAGAGCUAUGCCAAUUGGACACAAGGCCAGGCUUUCUUUGGAGUCCUGGAAUCUGCUGAAUGAUAACAUUGAGCAACAGAGUUUGGCUCUGAGUAUUGAUUUAACCCGAAAAUGUAGAGGUGUCGUAGACCUGGAUCGGUGGAAGGCAUCUGAGCUACGACAGUUUCUUCUGUACAUAGGACCCGUUGUUUUACGAGACAUCUUACAUCCUGACGUUUACGAAUGUUUCAUGCUGUUCACCUUUUUUUCACAACAUUAUGCUAAUUUUUUAAUUGAUGUUUCCAAGGUUGCUGUGUCAAAAUUUGCUGCUAUUUUUGGUCCCAGCCAUUUAGUGUACAACAUACACCUCUUCUCCCAUUUGUUCAAUUUCGUCAAGCUUUAUGGUUGCUUGGAUCGUUUUUCCUGUUUUCCCUAUGAAUCGGAGCUGGGUCAUUUGAAGCAUUACAUACAUGGUCCAAAACCACCGGCCGUUCAGCUUUACCGCCGACUGUCCGAGCGUGUGGGAUUGGAUGCUGUCGAAAGGAAGGUAUUUUUGGAUGAUGUUGGUUUGCGACUGAGGCCAUCGGCCACUGCCGGAUGUCGCAGGUUUAUUCAUAGGGAUGUCGUUUUUUCGAAAAACUUUCCCGACAACUGCAUUUUGCUUGAUGGUCAGCCAGCUGUCAUUGUAGAUUUUUCUAAAGAUACUAUUGUGUACCAGAAAUUCAAAACUGUUCUACCGUUUUACACUCACGUAUUGAUUUCGACGGACGUCUUAGUUUUUCAAUGCUCCGACUUGCAACACACUCGGCUGUUUGCAUCAGUCGACCAAAUAUCUUGUAAAUGCUUAAGUUUUUCCCGCACAGACACUCGUAUAUACUUCCCCAUUUUGCAUACCCUCAUCGAUUAUCGUGCACGUACGAAGUGUAUCGGCAGUGCAGUAAGUUCAUUUUCAGUUAAAAAUGUUCUAGAAACUUUUCCGGAUGCACUGAGUGCUCAGCAGAAGCCCUUGACUCAGGGCAUACCUCCUCCGCGGAGCAAAACGAUGAACGGCUGGCAAAAACAGUAUGUUUACGAAUCGUAUUACAAUGGUUGUAGUGCAAAGAAACGGCUGCCGUCUGAUUUUACAGACGGGUCGGAUCGUGAUUCCAGUGGUGACACCACUUUGUUUGCGAACAUAGUCAUAAGCCCACCAACUCCAAAAAGACUAUGUACCAAUCCGACUGCCACGAUUAGUAGUCUCAUUCCUGUUCGAGACGCGCCACCCGUCCCUCGUGAUGCCCCGAUGAUAUGUGGAACGUACGUUUUAUUUCAUUACCACCAUCAAAUAAUCUAUCAGCAGUUCCACGUAUACAACACUUCCCGCCGUGGGCGAUCCAGCACCACGCAGUUCUACCCCGAUCCCCAGGCCAGCGUAAUUUCCCCGGAUCUGGCCAACCUCAUUCUCAAGAAUUUAGAGAAGAUUUACUCGUCGCUCCAAAGACUGCACAUGAAGAUAGACGCUCUAGUACCCACUAGCAGUUCUGAGGCACUCAACGAGCCCCCUCUUCCGCUUUCAUCCAUGGAUGAUCUCCAAAAGUAUGAGGAACAUCUAAGAGAUGGUCCACGCUAUGCACAGCUGGUGGAAAGGUGGCUCUUGCAGGAGGCUGGCGAUGUACAAGUGUACCUGACCAACGUGCUUACGCGGACGUUGGCUCCAAGGCUGGCCGUACUACUCAACUGGCGCGGAAUAAAUGACAAAGAAGCCUUCGGGUCAACCAGGCUGGCCCAAGGACUUAUUUACGCGACAACUGAGAAAUUUCCGAACACAAAUCCGCGACAAGUAAAGGAAAUCGUUCAUCGCUGGCUGGAGAACGAACGGCAGAAAGUUCGGAAACGCCUGCAGAGAGCCACCAAGAGUGACAAAUGA